AUGGCCGACGGCGUGGACGCAGCGAGUCUGGAGCGGCUGGUGCGCGAGGGCGGUGAUGCGGGCAAUGGAAGCAGAGUCGGCGGCGGUGGUGGCGGAAGCGCUGGCGACAUUCCCGAUUGGGUCGGGCAGAGGACACCUCCGACAGCGAGAUACUAUCUCGAUGAGCUUGAAGAGUCUGUCUUUCAACUCCGUGCAUCGCAUGUGCGCAAGCACAAGGAGCCGUGUAUGAUCUGCAUGGAGACGUUUGCUGUGGGUGACGAAGCGCUGCGCCUUCCUUGCAAUCACCUGUACCACUCGAUGUGCUUGAUGCCAUGGCUGUACGAGCACAGCACGUGCGCUCUCUGUCGAUACCAACUUCCCACCCUCGAUGUCGACUUUGAGGCCUACCGCCGCGCUCAUCCGCAACCGGAUCCCCACAACCCGCGCGACAUCACAGGCACCUCUCUCAUGUACAUGUAG
Molecule: messenger RNA, 459 nt
Organism: Thecamonas trahens ATCC 50062
Lineage: Eukaryota; Apusomonadida; Apusomonadidae
Product: E3 ubiquitin-protein ligase RNF181
Exons: 1
Coding region: 1-459 (152 amino acids)
Source: RefSeq, a predicted model, not a curated record